This is a messenger RNA of Triticum turgidum subsp. durum (durum wheat), 1197 nucleotides long. Lineage: Eukaryota; Viridiplantae; Streptophyta; Magnoliopsida; Poales; Poaceae. The record is from the annotation of a GenBank genome assembly.
AUGCGCCGCGUUCGAGUCUCGUCUCACCACUCUCCGGUCCAGAAGCUGGGCGAUUCCGACAUGAAGCUGACGCCCAGGUUCCGGCUCGCCGGCACCACCUCACCGUCCUCAACCGAACCGGAGCAGCAACCUCCAUGGGAGAUGCCCCUCAUCCCGGGCCUCCCGGACGACGCGGCGCUCAACUGCCUCCUCCGGCUGCCCGUGGAGGCCCACGGCGCCUGCAGGCUCGUGUGCCGCCGCUGGCGCCACCUGCUGGCCGACAAGGCGCGCUUCUUCACGCACCGCAAGGCCAUGGGCCUCCGCUCGCCCUGGCUCUUCACGCUCGCCUUCCACCGCUGCACGGGCAAGAUCCAGUGGAAGGUGCUGGACCUCGACUCCCUCGCCUGGCACGCCAUCCCCGGCAUGCCCUGCCGGGACCGGGCCUGCCCCCGCGGCUUCGGCUGCAUCGCCGUCCCGGGCGAGGACGCCGCCCACCUGCUCGUCUGCGGCGGGCUCGUCUCCGACAUGGACUGCCCGCUGCACCUGGUGCUGAAGUACGACGUUUGCAAGAACCGCUGGACCGUCGUGCCCCGGAUGCUCUCGGCGCGCUCCUUCUUCGCCGGCGGCGUCAUCGACGGCCGCGUGUACGUCGCCGGGGGAUACAGCACGGACCAGUUCGAGCUGGACUCGGCGGAGGUCCUCGACCCGGUGAACGGCGUGUGGCAGCCGAUCGCCAGCAUGGGCGCCAACAUGGCCUCCUCGGACUCCGCCGUCGUCGGCGGCAGGCUCUACGUCACCGAGGGCUGCGCGUGGCCCUUCUUCUCGUCGCCGAGAGGGCAGGUGUACGACCCCAAGGCCGACCGCUGGGAGGCGAUGCCGGCCGGGAUGCGCGAGGGGUGGACGGGGCUCAGCGUGGUCAUCGACGGACGCCUCUUCGUCAUCUCCGAGUACGAGAGGAUGAAGGUGAAGGUCUACGAUCCGGAGACGGAUUCCUGGGAUCCUGUGGACGGGCCUCCCAUGCCCGAGCGGAUCAUGAAGCCUCUGUCCGUGAGCUGCCUGGAGAGCAAGAUCGUCGUCGUCGGCCGUGGUCUCCAUGUGGUCAUCGGCCAUGUCAAGAAGCAAUCUUCUUGUGAUUACUUGGUUCGUUGGCAGGAUGUGGAGGUUCCCAGGGCGUUCAGCGAUCUCACGCCUUCAAGCAGUCAGAUUCUACAUGCUUAA